GGAGCUCUAAUCGAAAUCGGGCAAAUUGGUUAAGAAACGUUUAUAUUAAAGUCUGAGCUGCCUAUAAAGCACCGCAUUAACGUCAAACCAAACAACAACAAUAACAAUUGUUAACAAUAAGAGUGAUGCACUUGUACGUGGCAUUGUGGGUGUGUGGCACGCUGCUGACGCUGCUGCUCGGUUGGCAGCAGCGCAAAUGUUGGCGUCUCAUUUGGCAGCUGAAUGGCUGGAGGGGCGUGGCACAACAGCCUCUGCUCUGGUUUCUGCUCUGCAUCAAUUUGCAUCCAGACAGCAUUUUGGACAAGGUGACGCGUCUGCGUGUUUUAUUUAAACGUCCAUUGGCCAUAUUGAUCGGCACGCGGGCCCUACUCUAUAUAGAUGAUCCCGCUGGCAUGGAAUGCGUAUUGAAUGCAGCCGAGUGUCUGGACAAGACCUUCAUGCAGGAGGGAUUCUUUGCACGCAAGGGACUGUUGCAUGCGCGUGGCCAAAAGUGGAAACUGCGUCGCAAGCAACUGAAUCCCGCCUUCAAUCACAAUAUUGUGAUCAGUUUCUUUGAUGUCUUCAACUCGGUUGGCAAUCAGCUUGUCGAGCAAUUUGCGACACAAUCUCAGUUGCAUGGCGAUGCCGUUAAGUUCAAGGAUGCCGAGGAUAUGCUGAGCCGUGCGGUACUAGAAGUAUCCUGCCUCACCAUUAUGGGAACACCAACAAAUUUCACACAAGCUGAUGACGCUCACAUUGCCACCACCUACAAGCGGCUGCUCGAAAUCUCAGCUAUUAAGACUGUCAAGCCUUGGCUGCAAAUCGAUUUGCUGCAUCGCCUAUUGGAGCCCCAAUUGUAUGCCGAGGCUGAGGCAUGCAACCAGCUGCUUGUGGAUUUUGUGGCACAAAUUGUGCAGCGCAAACAUCGCAACUGGCAGCUACGCAAUUCCAUCGAUGAUGCUGAGGAUGUCACCUGGCAGCGUCGCAUAUUCAUCGAGCAAAUGUUUCAAUUGGCGGCCAAUGGGGAACUAACACUACAGGAUAUUGAGGAUGAGGCACAGUCGAUGGUGUUGGUGUCCUUUGAGACGGUGUCCAAUAGCAUAAUGAUUGCUCUGCUCUGCCUGGCCACCCACAAAGGCGAUUGCCAGGAACGUUUGCGUGCAGAAAUUGCCACCGUGUUGCCGCAUGGCAACGACGCCAGCUAUGUGGGCGUCGAGCAGCUGCAGCAGCUGCGAUAUCUGGACGCCUUUGUUAAUGAGGCGUUGCGUCUGCUGGCGACAGUGCCGAUGAAUUUGCGGCAUGUGAGUCGCGAUUUUCAGUUGGCUGAGCGUGAGGCAAUCGUGCCACAGAAUACGAUUAUUGUCUUGGAUACGUUCAACAUGCAACGCGAUGCAGCCUGGUGGGGCGAUAGAGCCAAACAGUUUGAGCCUCAACGUUUCCUGCAACAUCAACAGGCCUUGGAGCAGGAGGAGGAACAACAUGAACAGACAGGAGGACAAAAUUCUCAGCGUCGACACUCCUACAGUUUCUUGCCCUUUUCCAAGGGAUUGCGAACCUGUAUUGGUCGUCGCUAUAGUUUCUUCAUCAUGAAGGUGUUUUUGGUCAAACUUUUGACUAGCUUUGAGUUCCACAGCGAUCUGCAAUUGGAUCAGCUUCAGUUUGUCGAGGGUAUUUCGCUGAAGUUUCGCAACACCGAUGAUAUUCUCUUUCAGAUUCAGCCACAUAAGCAUGCAUAGCCUUAUUUCUGUAUAAUAAUACCCUAGCAGAGUGAGAUUAGAAGCUAAGAAGCCCAAUCUAUCACAGUCAAUUAUAAUUUUUUUUUUUAGUUCUUUCAUUAUAAUGUGUAGCUGUUGAAAUAUUAUCAUUAGAAAAACUCAAGAAAUAUUAAAUAUAUCUAAAAUUUGAUGUUAAUAUUAUAUCAUAAGAUAAGCUUUAAUUUUGAAAUAAAAAGACAGUUGUACAAAUAAUGUUUUUUUUUUUUUUUAAUAUGGUAGUUAGUUUUAGUUUUUUGUCCUAAAUAUAAGAUUUCAAUUUAAGGUGAAAACUUUUGUAAGGAGAAUAAGUAUGUGAAGACGUCUUACAUUUAAAAUUUAAUGAAUAUAUUUAUAACAACUGAUCACAUUGAAUUUGAACUCUGCUAGAGUAUUGAAACUUCGGCAUAUCGAAGAUACAUUUUUUUUUUACAUAUUCAAUAAAAUGAUUAUAAUUUUUUAUCUCA
Messenger RNA from Drosophila innubila, 2197 nucleotides. It is a transcript of the gene Cyp318a1, whose product is annotated as probable cytochrome P450 318a1. The record is from RefSeq and is a predicted model, not a curated record. Gene Ontology annotation, molecular function: heme binding; iron ion binding; oxidoreductase activity, acting on paired donors, with incorporation or reduction of molecular oxygen. The transcript has 7 exons. Bases 126 to 1715 code for a protein of 529 amino acids. Lineage: Eukaryota; Metazoa; Arthropoda; Insecta; Diptera; Drosophilidae.